Molecule: messenger RNA, 1752 nt
Organism: Rotaria sp. Silwood2
Lineage: Eukaryota; Metazoa; Rotifera; Eurotatoria; Philodinida; Philodinidae
Source: the annotation of a GenBank genome assembly
AUGUUUGCGUCAUCAAUCGAUCGUCAAAUCAAUCGAAUUUCGAAUCGAUCAGAAAUUAUAUCGGUUCUAGAGAAUAUUUCGCUCAAACUUCAACCAAAUUAUGCUAUUCUAAUUGGUUCGCGGGCUGCUCUUUAUUGGUUACCAAACUUUCGACGAAGUUCAAAUGGGAAUAAUGUUGAUUGGGAUAUCAUUUGUUCUUCACAUUUUUUAUUGGACUGGUUACAUAAAAAAGACACUGAAGUAAAGACUAUCGAUAUGAUCAUUCCGAUAUCCAAUGAUAAUGAUUUAUUAGAUCUCUAUGUUUAUUGUAUCUUGAACGAUGAUUUAAAAUACGAUUUUUCUAUUCCUCGAUCAUCCAAAUCCUAUACGGCAUAUCUCUUGAACAAUUGGGAAGAUUGGACAAGCGAAACGUUCGAGGGCAGCUGGUGGAAUAAAAGAAAAAGUUCAUUACAAAAUGGGUCAGCUAAACUUUUGUUAAUAUUGAAAAAAUUCAUGCUCUACUAUCCACAUCAAUGGGUCAAAACGGCAAAAGACUAUCGACAAUUGAUCACAAUUGCUGAUCCAUUGACUGAGAAUGAUAGAAUCUUGUAUGAUUUAUUUGUUCAAUACAAUGAAAAAGUGUACGGCAGCAGGCCAGUCAAUACCGAUCAGUACGUUAUUUCUUCGUCUAAUACUCAAAAAGGUACAAUCAUAAAACGAGACGAGUUUUUCAAAAAAACUAAAGAUCAUCAAUUAGCAUUAAUUUAUCAUACAGCAAUGUCAAUGGCAAUCAGUGAUGAUAUUCUCAUUGGCUUAGAAAAAAUUUGUACACAAGGUCCACUUUGGUUGGCCGAUUUUGUGAUUGAUAAUUGGCUUUCUAUUCACCAUGAAAAAUUUAAACAAAAAAUUAAUCCACCGAAAUUCUCAAUAGAAUUCCAAAUCGAUAAUUAUCGUUUGUUUCCAGAAAUACCUGAACUAGUUCAACAAAGAAUUCUUCAUAAUAUUACCGAUACUAGUGAUUUUCAUUCGAUGAAAUUUGUGUGUAAAAAGUGGUAUGCCAUCUUACAUCAAGAACAAUUCUGGCGAGACUUGUAUUUAUCCCGUUAUGAGAAAACCUUCACUCAAAUUGAUGAUAUCCACAAUUGGAAAAUGAUGUACUUUGUUACACAUGAGGGAAAGAUUUACGAUAAUCAAGAAGGAUUUCAGAAAUUGAUCGAUGCAUCACUUCAAUUGAAACAAAUGAAGGCAGAAGAUAUUGUUCAAUUAUGGGAAGAUUUGACGCGCGAAAAUCAAUCAGUUGAAUCUGAUAUGUUCUCCAAAUUGAAUUACAUUUUAUCGAAUUCAUUUUAUAUUCAUAUGAAAGAAACAUCAGAUGAGUAUUUAGUGAGACUGAUUAUCAUUGGACUCGAUGAAUUAAAUUCACAAGUGAAUGCCGAUGUGAAAUUACAUUUCGGUGAAUAUGGAAGUUCUCGUUAUACCGAUUACAUGGAGGAAUUAUCGAUCGAAUUAAUAGCGACUGAUAAUACACGCCGCUCAUUGAAGUUUUUCGGUGCAAGUUUAUUUGGAUUUUAUCUAGGAAAAUGGGGAUAUUUUCCUCGUCAAAACAUUCUGCUUUCACAAACUCCUAGCACACUUUGUCCUCAAUUUCCAUCUGGACUUCUCGUUUGUCUAUUUAUUAUGUUGACACAUCCAGCUCAUCGAGGUCAGUUCAUUCAAUAUCUAAAAAGACUUGAAAGUCACUGUGCUGCAGUUUAUUCAACUACAGAUUACUGA